CCAAUCUCUUGCAUACACUCACACACACACACACUCUCUCUCUCUCUCUCUUUCAUGGCUUCUUUCUCUCCUUCCUGGGAGAAUUUCCCUUCUUCCUAUAAACAUCUCUCCUUUACUUUCAUUGCAUUCCUGGUGUCAGCCCUCAUUCUCUUCUUCUCACGGAAAUCCAAACCCAAGUCACUCAACUUGCCCCCCGGCCCGCCUGGAUGGCCCAUCGUAGGCAACCUCUUCCAAGUGGCCCGAUCUGGCAAGCAGUUCAUACACUACGUCCGCGAUCUCAGCCCAAUCUACGGCCCCAUCUUCACCUUAAAGAUGGGUGCCCGGACUUUGAUCAUCAUCUGCAACCCCGAUUUGGCCCACGAAGCCCUCAUCCAGAAGGGCCCGGCAUUCGCAAGUCGACCUCCCGAGACCCCAACUCGUAGAAUCUUCAGCUGCGACAAGUUCACUGUCAAUUCCUCAGUCUAUGGCCCUGUCUGGCGAUCUCUCCGUCGCAACAUGGUCUCGAACAUGCUCAGCACGACCCGCAUCCGUGGAUUCCGUGGGGUCCGGGAAUCAGCCAUGGACCGGUUCAUCGAGCGCUUAAGAUCCGAGUCUGAGUCAGCUCAUCCCGAUUCAACUCCUGGCUCGGUUGAGGUUCUGAACAACGUCCGCUUCGCCGUGUUUUGCAUUCUCCUGUCAAUAUGUUUCGGCCUCGACAUGGACGAGAAAACGAUCGUGAAAAUUGAUCUGGUCAUGAGGAAAGUGCUAAUCGCGCUCAUGCCUAGGAUUGAUGAUUAUCUGCCCCUCCUGAGACCGUUCUUCACGAAGCAGCAGAAACAAGUAUUGGAGGUCCGCGACGAGCAAAUCCGGACGCUUGUCCCUUACAUCAACCAACGUCGGUUGGAACUCAAAGAACCGUCGCCUGACAAGAAAUCUGCAUCAUUCGCAUACCUCGACACUCUCUUCGAUCUCAAGAUCGAAGGGCGGACGUCGGUACCAACCGACGCCGAGCUCGUGAGCCUCGUCUCUGAGUUCCUCAACGGCGGGACGGACACGACUGCAACCGCAAUCGAGUGGGGUAUCGCGCGUCUGAUCGACCAACCUGAUAUCCAAACGAAACUCUACCAAGAGAUCGUAUCGGUUGUAGGAGAUAGAAAAGUAGAAGAGGAGGACGUGGACAAGAUGCCAUAUCUUAAUGCCUUCACCAAGGAAUUAUUACGAAAACAUCCUCCCACGUUCUUCGCCUUGACCCACGCAGUCAUAGAGCCAACUACAUUGGGCGGCUACGAUAUCCCCAAAAACGCUGACGUGGAGUUCCAUCUACCGUCCAUGUCCGAGGACUCGAAACGAUGGUCCGAUCCGAAGCGUUUCGAUCCCGAAAGGUUCAUAUCCGGCCACGAAGAUGCCGAUAUGACGGGCGUUACAGAGAUCAAGAUGAUGCCGUUCGGCGCCGGCCGUAGGAUCUGCCCAGGCCUGAGCAUGGCCACACUCCACAUCAAUCUAAUGGUGGCGAGGAUGGUGCAGGAAUUCGAGUGGUCCAACGUGGACCCCACCCGGCGCACAUUAGACUUCAGCGAGAAGCUUAUAUUCACGGUCGUGAUGAACACACCGUUGCGUGCGGUUAUCAAGCCGAGGAAGUGAGAGGCGGUGUUGGUUGGUGGCCGGAAUCUGACGCCGGUGGCAGGAUCUGACACCGCAGACCGAGUUCCGGACAUGGAUAGGGAAUAUUUUUCUUUAUUGCUUUUACAAAGAAAUGCUAGUGAUACUCAAGCGAGUGCAUUUUCUUCAAUGCGCCUCUCGCACGUGGAAACUUGAUGCGCAUGUGAAAGAUCCAAGCUGCUCCUCAUCGGGGCGCC
This is a messenger RNA of Magnolia sinica, 1835 nucleotides long. Its product is annotated as cytochrome P450 77A2-like. The transcript has a single exon. The coding region runs from base 55 to 1620 and encodes 521 amino acids. Lineage: Eukaryota; Viridiplantae; Streptophyta; Magnoliopsida; Magnoliales; Magnoliaceae. Gene Ontology annotation, molecular function: heme binding; oxidoreductase activity, acting on paired donors, with incorporation or reduction of molecular oxygen, NAD(P)H as one donor, and incorporation of one atom of oxygen; iron ion binding. The record is from RefSeq and is a predicted model, not a curated record. Gene Ontology annotation, cellular component: membrane.